Molecule: messenger RNA, 3779 nt
Organism: Marchantia polymorpha subsp. ruderalis
Lineage: Eukaryota; Viridiplantae; Streptophyta; Marchantiopsida; Marchantiales; Marchantiaceae
Source: the annotation of a GenBank genome assembly
ACAUUUCCCCCUCCCCCCGGUCCCCCGGGGGCAGGGGGAGAGUGUCGUAGUAGUAAGUGUAGUGUCGUCUAGAGUGGCCAGGGUAGUAGUAGUAGCUCAGCUCAGCUCAGCUCAGCAGCAGCUGCAGAGGUGGCCACCGAGUUCGGACACAGAGUGCGUCAGACGGGGACAGAUCGAGAGGGUGGAGAGCGAUCGCGAGCGAGUUAAUGAGAACAGCACCUCGGGGCCUCGAGGAAGGAUUGUGGACUGACAGUGAAUCACGCAAAUUCGUUUCGACGAUGUUGAGAGUUGAUACUUGAAGUGUACCGACGAGCGACUGUACUGUGUCUUCCUUCUCUCCAGUACUCCGCCAGUACUGACUGCCCCGCCCCAGUCGAUCCCCCGUCGUCGCUAGCGCUGAGCCCUAGAGAUUCUCUAAACCGUCCGUCGAGAGAGAAGGAGAGAGAGAGAAGGAGAGAAUAUCGAACCAGUACCCGAACCCGAAAGUGAAUGGGGCUGAGAGAGAUAGAGCGAAGCGAACGACGAGGCCUCGGACUCUGAGACUUCACUGCUCUGGACCACACUGUCGCCCAUCGUCUCCUUUGGCAGGUGCAUCUUGUCUGCCUCGUAACGAAUCCCACCACGAGCCAACCUUUCCUCGCUCCCUCCCUGCCUCCCUGCCUCCCUGUCCGAGCUCGGACGAGCAGUGCGAGCUGAAGCAGCGUACAUUGGCUUCGGGAGUCCACGUGCUCUGCUGCGAGUGCGCCUGAUCGACAUCGGGGACACAGAUCGGAGCGAACGAGAGGAAGAAGAGGAAGAAGCGGAGCAGUCGCGCGCCGUGAGAAAUUGCUCUUUGCAGGGGGCGGAUGCCCGUGGUUGUGAAUGUAGUAGACUCGGGGUGUCGUGAGCUUGGAAAGGCUUCGGGAAGUGGCGGUAGUUCGUAUCACAGGUCGUUGGAGACGAGAGGAAAAUCAUCGCGGGGUUCGGAGAAGCGUAGAGUAAUUGCGAAUCAUGUUACUGAAGCUGCUGGUCGAUUCCAAUUUCGACAUCAGAGGUGCGUCCCCGCUGAGCUCCGGCCGAGACCCGAGCGCGAGCGUUCGGAUUGCUGCAGCGAUCUGACGCAGUGGUGGUUCACGGAGGACGAGCGACAUGGGGAGAGAAUUGGUGACGACUCCGAGUCGACUGUUUCGAGGCAAGGAGAUGAUGAGUCCCAGCAGACUCUUCCGGCGCCCGUCGAUGCCCAAGUGCCCCGUCGCGGCCUUGCAAGAGGGCCACCAGCGCAUUCUGGUCGCCGUGAAAAUGACAGAGCAGAGCGGAGAGCUGAUCCGCUGGGCUCUCACCGAAGCGGCUCGCACUGGCGACACAUUGACCGUCAUGCACGUCACGGAGCCGUGGGCAGCUGCGCAAACAUCAGCAGAAGCAGCGGAGCAUUGUGACGCCGUGAAGGAGGAGCUUCUCGACACUCUGAGCGCGCUGGUCUUGUCUUCUCGCCUCCACUCGACGGUGCCAGCCAAGGUCACUGUGACGGUCGAAGUCGUGGAGGGCGACAAUGUGGGCACGGCCAUUGUGACCGAAGCUCGACAAAUGAAGGCGACGAUGGUCGUCCUCGGGAAGUGCGAAUCGCAGAUGCCUUUGUCGCCCAAGCGCAUGACCGAGCUGGGCAGGCUGUGCGUGAAGAGCCUGUCGUCCUACUGCAACGUCGUCGUCGUGCGCAAAGGCAAGAUGAUGGUGUGCAGGCCGGGAACUGCCAAAGCGGACAUGCGGCAGUCUUUGCGAGUGCUGCUGGAGUCGGAGAGAGGCUCUUUGAGCGAGCUGCUGCAGGGAACGGAGCGCAUGUCGGACGAGGAAUUCCACGACGAGCCGGGCAGAAGAAGCAGCAGCAGCAGCAGCGUGUGCAGCUCGCUGUACGAGAAAUUCGCAGCGGCAGACGGAGCGGACUCUCCCCCGGCCAUCGCUAUCGCCGCCGCUUCCGCAUCCUUCAGCCGAGCCAGCUCCAUGGUGUCCGACAGGAGCUCCGAUCCCAGCAGCAGCAGCUUCUCGAGCAAUGGCUCGCCCAACAGCGUCCUGGACCGCUUCGCCAAGCUGCAGCUGCGGCCCGACAAGGCCCGAGCGCAUCUCGAUCAGUUUCUGGCCGACGCCGCGUGCCUGCGCAGCGAUCGCUCGUCCUCGUCCUCGUCCGUCUCGGUCUCGGGCUCGCUCGACGGCUCGUCCCCCGAGCCCGAGCCCGAGCUCGUCGCCCCGCAGUUCCAUCUCGGCAGCGAGUGCUGCAAGAGCGGGCCCCUCGAAGCCGUGUCGGAAGAGGAUGCGGACGCUGCGGCCGAGCCCGAGGUGGCCCCCCGCACCAUCUCUCCCCCUCUCCUGGCCCGCACUUGCUCCGAGCUCAAGUACGAGCUCUCCGAGUCCGGCCUCCUCUCUCUUCAGCACGACCUCGAGGAGCAGAUGCCCUCCAUUCGCAGAUUCGCCUACCAAGAGCUCCAAGAAGCGACCGACGACUUCUCCCCUGAGAACCUCGUGGGAACGGGGAUGGCGAGCAGCGUGUACAAGGCGCGAUUGCGGGAUGGUAGCUGGGCCGCUGUGAAACGGCUGGAGGACAGGACGUGCGUGGGAGAGAAGGAGUUCAUGAUGGAGAUCAUGAUGCUCAUCUGCACGCACCAUCAUCCGAACCUCGUGACUCUGGUGGGCUUCUGCGCCGAGGGCACCCGGCGCUCGCUCGUGUACGAGUACCUCGCUCGAGGAAAUCUCGAACAAAAUCUCUACGGCGACUCUUCGCGUUCCGUUCUGAGCUGGGCGCAAAGGCAGAAUGCUGCAGUCGGCGCUGCCAGCGGGUUGGCCUACCUUCACCAGUUCAAACCGCGACCCAUCAUCCACCGCGACGUCAAGAGCCAGAACAUUCUCCUGCGCGAGAAUUUCGAAGCUCAGGUGUCGGAUUUCGGGCUCGCACGAUGGUGCUCGGAUGGAAGUGCGGAUGCCAGUAUGACGACCAGCGUGGCGGGCACAUUCGGGUACAUGGCGCCCGAGUGUUUCAUGUACGGCAACUUCGACGAGAAGACGGACGUGUUCUCGUUCGGCGUGGUGCUGCUCGAGCUGAUCUCCGGAAGGAAGCCCAUCGACAGGAGAUACCCGGAGUCGCAGCAAAGUCUCGUCCAGUGGGCAAGAUUGCUGCAGAGGAAGCGAGAGAUGCAUAAGCUGGUGGACCCGCGGUUGACGGACAUCAACCCUCAUCAAUUUAAGCGGAUGAUGUACACGGCUUUCCUGUGCAUCGAAAUCUCGCCCGACGAGCGGCCUUCCAUGGACAGGGUGGUGAAAUUACUGGACCCGCAAUGCGAAUACUGCGAGGAGCCGCUUCUCUUCGCUCAGAGCUCGUCCCCGCCGCAUUGCGCGUUGCCCGUGUACAUGGCGUGAUCGAUGUGACCCGAUCCAUCGACCAAAUUCCUUCCUACGGUGUACGAUUAGGUUCUCCUUAUACAUAAAAGCAGCAGCAAGAGUAUGGCGAGUCUUACAUCGACCAUUGCGAUAUCUUAUCUUCACUCUCGCGCACUCACUGACUCACGGUCGCUCUCAUCAGCAGGGCGCAUCCGACGGCACGACGACGACGACGACUAUCGAUACAUAGGAAUGCGCCUGUGAUAGAUUCGAUUUCAUGGAACGGGAAGCAAGAAAUCAUUGUAACUUUCUGUACAGAGUAGAAAAAAAUCCGUUAGCUAGCGACAGUGGAGAAGAUUAACUCCACACUUCCCCUGCGGACCUCUCGCUGUAUGUACGAACGACGAUUUUAAUUGAGAAGUGUUUUUUUGGACGUG